This is a messenger RNA of Lampris incognitus (smalleye Pacific opah), 3645 nucleotides long. It is a transcript of the gene grin2da, whose product is annotated as glutamate receptor, ionotropic, N-methyl D-aspartate 2D, a. The record is from RefSeq and is a predicted model, not a curated record. The transcript has 5 exons. Gene Ontology annotation, cellular component: postsynaptic density membrane; plasma membrane; NMDA selective glutamate receptor complex. Gene Ontology annotation, biological process: long-term synaptic potentiation; synaptic transmission, glutamatergic; excitatory postsynaptic potential. Gene Ontology annotation, molecular function: transmitter-gated monoatomic ion channel activity involved in regulation of postsynaptic membrane potential; NMDA glutamate receptor activity. Bases 37 to 3645 code for a protein of 1202 amino acids. Lineage: Eukaryota; Metazoa; Chordata; Actinopteri; Lampriformes; Lampridae.
GAUGCCUUCAUCUAUGACGCUGCAGUUUUAAACUACAUGGCCAGAAAGGAUGAGGGCUGCAAGGUGAUGACCAUAGGAUCCGGCAAGGUGUUUGCAACCACGGGCUACGGGAUCGCCCUGCACAAGAACUCCCGCUGGAAACGACCGCUGGACCUGGCACUGCUGCAGCUGGUUGGAGACGAUGAGAUUGACAUGUUGGAGCGUCUGUGGCUGUCAGGCAUCUGCCACAACGAUAAGAUCGAGGUCAUGAGCAGUAAGCUGGAUAUCGACAACAUGGCGGGCGUCUUCUACAUGCUGCUGGUGGCCAUGGGCCUCAGCCUGCUGGUCUUCGCCUGGGAGCACCUGGUCUACUGGAAACUACGGCACUGCAUGAGCCGCUCUGGUGGAAUGGACUUCCUCCUCGCUCUGAGCAGGGGGAUGUACAGUUGCUGCAAGUUUGAAGAUGAGACGGCGCCAGGAGGCAUGAAAAGCACUCUGCCCCAAUACCACACAGUAAACACCAUGCCCCCAGCGCCCCAGCAACACCUGGUCACAGCAACCGUCACCAACACAACCGCCAUCGCCAUGGUGCAACAGCAGCAGAAGCACCACCAACCGCCGCAACAGGGGCAGGCCUACACCACCAUUUUACCCGGGUCCCCACAUACAUCUGGCCAUUCUGCUGUUGCCCUCGGCCCUUCAAACAGCCCCUUGCUAGAAGGUCCCAUGCCCUGUUCCACCUUCUUGCCACGCCACGAUCGCAGAUUAGCCGUGGUUGAUCGCUGGAACCGGCCCAAGCCAGAAAAGGUCUUGGCUGUCAGCAGUGGUGGGGGGGUCGGUAUUGGGGGCCUAACUGGGGGCAUCUCAGAGCUCCAGGCCCAGCAACAGUACCAGCAGAGUCUCAGCCAGCGCUGGACCCUGCCAGGAGGAGGUGCAUCAGCAGGAACAGUAGGAGGGGGUGAUGCAAGUCUGGAUGAAUACAAACGCUACUACGGUCCUAUAGAUCCAGAGGGGCUUGGAGCUAACAAUGAACAACAAGCAGGGGGUGCCCAGCAAACUCCCAAAGCUAACCCCCGUGGCCCCAAGGCCUCAGGGAUGUCGCGCCUGCCUCCGAAAGUCCCCCCGCAGGGCCUGGGACAUCUAAUAUCCAAGCCUCCUCCGCCAAUCCCUCCCUCUCCGCAUCACAGGCCCUCGUUUUGGAGGCGAGGGAGCCUUGGCCAGGGCAGGAGAAAAGGCUCCGGAGGGCCCCUAUAUGAGAAUAUCCUACCACUGGGGAGGCGAGGAGGAGGGGGAAGAUAUGGAGCGAGGGACGGAGGUGGUGCGAGAAGAGGGCGGCGACCUCCCCCGCCUCUUCCACUGCCCAUUUCCCUAUCAUCUCCGACCCACACUCCCACCACACCCUCGUCGCCCUGCCACUUCUACUCCUCAUGCUCCAGUGCCUCAUCUACCUCUUCGUCCACCUCCUCAUCGUCGUCGUCGUCCUCCUCCAUCUCCCUGUCCCGCUCCAACUCGCCCUCCUCCUGCACCAGCGACAGCUCCUACAACUCCUCACUGAGCUUCCGCUACCGGGCUGGAGGCGGCAGCGGCGAACGAGACUUUGCCACGGUGGAUGACGACGAGUACGACUCUGACCUGCUGACAGAGGAGUCCAGCUUGCUGCUGGGUUCGCGGAGGAAGGCGCGGUCCCGCCGCAUGUCAUCACGCUCACUCCCCUGCAGCCCUCCUCCUCCACCAAUUCCACCACGCAAGCCUCGCCCACAGAGGGACUAUGUCCGGGAGAGGGCAGGCAACCAGCUGGCCCAGCUCCAGGAAUGGUGGGCCUCAUGGGGAGAGAGGGAAAGGGGAAGGGGAGGGGUGGUAAGUCGUGGAGUAGGGGUAGGAGGAGGAGCCGGGACAGCAAGAGAUGAGAAGAGGCACCACAAAGACCGGGAGCGUGAAAGGAAGAGGAGGAAGAAGGGUCGCAAGAGGAAGAAGAGAGAGGAGCGAGAGAGAGAGAGGGAGUGCAAGCGGCGCAAGGGGAAGAAGAAGAGGAGGAAAGAGGAGAAGGCGAGAAGGAGAGAACAGAAGAGGUCGGGUCAGCAGGAGGAUGGGGAAACGGAGAAGAGGGAGGAAUUCAAAGUGGCUGUCCCAAACUACCCCUCCUACCCACCUCUAAGGAGAGACUCCUACCGCAAGAAGAGCGAGAGCUCCAUCAGGAGCUAUGGGUGGAACAUCCCGGGUGAUGAGGAGGAAAGAAGGGAGCGAGAGGAGAAAGAGAGGGAUGAAGGGGAGGACAGCAGAGGGAAGGAGAGACACCACAGGAGGAGGAACAGCAAGCACUACCAGACCUCUGGUAGUAAACCCUCAUCAUCUGUCAAGUUCUGGGGGGGAGUAAACCCGUCAGGGGAUGCCAUACCUUCCGCCUUUCUCCCUCUGCUCCCUCUCUCCUCCAGACGCAGGAAGAGUAAAGGCUCAGACAGGGAGGCUAUGGGGAGGGAAGGAGAGAGGAGGCCACUCCUGGGGCGGAACAUGAGAGGAGGCGAGCUGCCUUCCAAGGAGAGGCUGUCCUUGCAUGAGUGGGAUUCCGAGGUGGAAGAGGAUGAGGAGGAUUCUGAGAAGGACAGGAGGAAGGCGGACCGAGGGAAGAGACGAGGAGGUGAAGGAGGUGGUAGGACAAUAUCGGAGGAAGAGAGAGAGCAAGAUAAGGUGGUUGGGAUUUACUCUGACGACGAUGGCUCCUCAGGAGAGUUUGGGAAGUUUGAGCGGUACUGGGAGGACCAUGAGGGCAGAGCAGUGGGUGGGAUUGGAGGAGGGGGCUGGUUUUUCAGCACCUAUCCCUCCCGAGACAAAUCCGGAAGCAUCAACAGCCGGGAUGACCUCUUCCUGGGGCAAAGUGAGGGGUGGGGGCUGGGGGAAAGUGAAUGGGGCUCUGGCGGCGGAGGAGCUGGAGACAGGGCAGAAGAAGGAUGGGGUUCGGGAUCCCACUGGCCUCCACCUCCGCUCACACCACCUCCCCCCCGACGCUACUGGUCAGUGGAUAAGCUCCACAUUCAGGACGAGAAGAGGAGCAAGCGCAAGUCCAAAGACAAAGGGAGGGGCCACAUAUCCUGCCCCGCCUGCCGAUCCCCCCACCGCCACCAAACGCAUUCCCACUCCUCAAAAUGGCCGCGGGCGACCUCAAGGAGCCAGGAGGAGCUCUACCACCACUGCCAGAGUUUUGGUGGUCCCCCAAAAUCUAAACGUCACACAUCGUCCAUGUCCAAACCUGACCACCUGCAGAACCAGUCCAAAUCUGGCAGCCAAUCCAACCUCAGUGUCCAGCGGACUCAGAGAGUAGACCGCGAACGGGACAGGGGAAGGCAACCCUCUCCGCCACCAAGCCUCAUCCCCAAUUUGCCACCCCCGCUCCCUGCCCUCCCAGCUCCCCCGUCCACCUCUCAUCCAAUCCAUGUCCCUCCCCCUACCUCCUCCUCUUCUGUCUCCUCCCCCUCUGUAGUCUCAUCCACUCCAGGGGCCCCGCAGCCCUCCUCCAUGGCUUCGGCAAGUGCCAAGCUGCAGUACCAGAGACUACGCUCCGUACCGCAGACCCAGAGGUUUCCUCAGUCGCCCCACUUACCACUCAAAGCCAAGAGCAUGUGCUCUCGUCGAGGCUCGGCCCAUUUUUCCAGCGUGGAGAGCGAAGUGUGA